AUGCAGCUGCACAAGUGCCUCGCUCGCUCGUCCGCCAGCCCCGCAGGCUCUGAAGGCGCUCAAACCAGCGCUUUGCCUUGCUCUGGGAAGGUGGAACCGCCGAAGCCGUUUUGCGAGGCGCACUACGCCGAGUACGUCGCGCUCCGCACGCGCAAGGCGAUCGCCGCACGCGACGCCGCGACACUGCAAGGACUGGUCGACAACAUCAAGGGUAGCGAGGACCUCGGGGGCACGUACUCCCCCGUGCGCGAGGUGCGCAAGGACGCGACGGUCAUCCAGGUGUACCUUGAGUCGCUCGAGGUGGCUGUCGGAGCCGAUCAGGAGUUGAAGGAAAGGUUCUUGGCGGGCAAGGCGGAGGGAGAUCCUGGAGAGGAUAAGAGCCUGGAGGAACAGAAGGAAGUCGCCGAAGCGCUCUUGCGUUCGCUCGAGCAGAAGGAGACGCGCCUGCUUCGCGAGGAACAGACGAAGACGACACCCCUGGAAGCGUCUGGUAAACCCAAGAUGAAGACCGUCGAUGGAAAGCACGACCCGCCUCACACUAUCUCCGACGCCCACGUGGAGGCCUUGACGAACCCGUCUGCGUUUCGAUGCAAUGACCCCAAGCUUAGAAAGGAGCGUGAAAGUCGUCUCUGUUUCGUCCAUCGCAUUACAGCAAUCUCCAGCAAAGUCGGUUGCGUCACCGACGACAUUACAAUGGAAGCAGCUCGGGCCGCGGUCGUUCGACACAUGGCCGAGUGCCGGACCCUACCCGAGAAAGUCUUCUCCUUGAACACCGAGCUUGGACACACCGUACGGAGAUACUACAAGUGCGUCAACGACAUGAUGAAGAGCGCCAUGAAGCACCAGAACGCAUGUGCAUGUUGCUCGGCGUCCGAGUACACCGCAUACUUGAACGACCUGAGGGAGAAGAGAGACGCCGCAUCGCAUCUGCUCCUGCAGACUCUGAGUCCUUCGAUUCUCCAGAAGGCGUUGCCCGAAGGGACCGUCAAGGAACAUGCCCAUCUGUUGGUCAAGCACUUGGACAAAAUGGAUGCACGAAAGUCGGGAUGGGCGUUCGGAUGUUCAUUGGCUUUCGCUGCGGCAGCCUCUGUGGCCGGAGCUCCAGUGGCAGGCGCGUUGGGUGCUGCGGCAUUGGGCGGAUGGGCAGUGCGGAGGCUCCUUUGA
This is a messenger RNA of Epithele typhae, 1164 nucleotides long. RefSeq lists its product as uncharacterized. The record is from RefSeq and is a predicted model, not a curated record. The transcript is spliced from 5 exons. The coding region runs from base 1 to 1164 and encodes 387 amino acids. Lineage: Eukaryota; Fungi; Basidiomycota; Agaricomycetes; Polyporales; Epitheliaceae.